This is a messenger RNA of Pseudoliparis swirei, 1113 nucleotides long. Its product is annotated as protein XRP2-like. Gene Ontology annotation, biological process: post-Golgi vesicle-mediated transport. Gene Ontology annotation, molecular function: GTPase activator activity. Gene Ontology annotation, cellular component: cilium; periciliary membrane compartment. The record is from RefSeq and is a predicted model, not a curated record. Lineage: Eukaryota; Metazoa; Chordata; Actinopteri; Perciformes; Liparidae.
AUGGGCUGCUUCUUCAAGAAGUGCAAGUGGAAGUCCUCCGAGAGGGAGGAGCGCGCGCCCACCUCGACGACGGGGGAAACCGCGACGGCAACGGGCAACGCGGGUCCCCUUGGCAACAGCAGCGAGGAGGCGCCGAAGCAGUACAGCUGGGACACGAGGGAGAAGGUGGACCCUAAGGACUACAUGCUGUCAGGGCUGCGCGGCGUGACGGCGGGCCGGCUGCCCGGCGCGCUGCGCGGCCAGCAGUUCGUGAUCCAGGACUGCGAGGACUGCGACAUCUACGUGUUCGACCACUCGGCCGCCGUCACCGUGGACGACUGCUCGCGCUGCCGCGUGUUCCUCGGCCCGGCCCGCGGCAGCGUGUUCUUCCGCAACUGCCGCGACGUCAAGUGCGCGGUGGCGUGCCAGCAGUUCCGCACGCGGGACUGCAAGAAGAUGGAGGUGUUCCUGAGCUGCGCCACGCAGCCCGUCAUCGAGUCCUCGGCCGGCGUGAAGUUCGGCUGCUUCCAGUACUUCUACCCCGAGCUGGCCUUCCACUUCAAGGACGCCGGCCUGAGCGUCUUCAACAACAACUGGAGCAACGUGCACGACUUCACGCCGGUGGCCGGCGAGAACAACUGGAGCCUCCUGCCGGAGGGCGCGGCCGUGCUGGACUCGGUGCCCACGCCGGACCCCGGCUCCGAGUUCAGGUGCGGCGUCUCCGCCGACCCUGAACGCAGCAUCGUGCCUCUGACCAAGGGCGGCCGGAGGAAGGCCAGCGAGGAGUCCUGCCUCUUCGUCUUCUUCGCCGGAGAAUACGCCACCGCCAACGCCCGCAAACUGAUCGACGAGACCUCGGCUCGGGGCUUUGUUCUGAUCCAGACCAAGGAGGUCUCCAUGAGGCCCGACGACGUGAGCCGGGUGUUCCAGACCAGUGCAGAGGACCUGGUGGACUGCGUCACUAAAGGAGCCGUCAUCGCUCUGGAGCUGAGUGGAGACGGCGUGGUGGAGGCCUGCAGGAGCAUCGCCAGAGACGUGUUCAGUGGCACGAAGGUCUUCGUCUCCGAUAACAAGAACACUUCCUCCAGAGACAUCGACAGCUUCUUCAACGCCGACAUGCAGAUGGGCCUGUGA